This is a messenger RNA of Drosophila grimshawi, 1925 nucleotides long. It is a transcript of the gene MFS15, whose product is annotated as putative inorganic phosphate cotransporter. The record is from RefSeq and is a predicted model, not a curated record. The transcript is spliced from 3 exons. The coding region runs from base 216 to 1730 and encodes 504 amino acids. Gene Ontology annotation, biological process: monoatomic anion transport; transmembrane transport. NCBI's taxonomy places the organism in Eukaryota, Metazoa, Arthropoda, Insecta, Diptera, Drosophilidae. Gene Ontology annotation, molecular function: transmembrane transporter activity. Gene Ontology annotation, cellular component: plasma membrane.
GCAGGGCCAAACCAGCUGUUUACUAACCAGAACAAUGUAAUAACAAAAACCCACAAAAGCAAAACGCAACGUAAGCAGCGUCGCAGCCACGCAUUUAAAUUCUUGUUUGUUAACAGCAUCGCAUUAUCAGUUGCGCGAAAUGCAUAGAAUCGCAAGCGACGCCAUUGCAUACACAACAAAGCAACGGCAAUAAUUCAAAGGAGACGCCCACAACAAUGGUUCUUCGCUGUUUUGAGUGCUGCAGUCGCACAGGCUAUGACAGCAUUGGCAACACAGGACCACGUUUCGGAGUGCGUCAUCUGCAAUGUAUUUUAGUAUUCUUUGGCCUUGCUGUGGCUUAUGGAAUGCGCGUCAAUUUGUCGGUGGCCAUUGUGGCCAUGACGGACAAGAAUGCGACAAAUCCGGAUUUUCCCGAAUUCGAUUGGGAUGAGAGCAUCAAGUCGUAUCUGCUGAGCAGCUUCUUUUGGGGCUAUGUGGUGACACAGGUGCCAGGUGGCUAUCUAUCGUCCAUAUUCGGAGCGAAAUAUAUGCUCUUCUUUGGAGUGUCCUUUUGCUCCUUAUUGGCACUGCUGACGCCCUACUUUGCGCUCAAUGGUGGCUGGAAAAUGGUUAUACUGCUGCGCGCCAUUCAGGGUCUCUGCCAGGGCGUCAUCUUUCCCUCUACACAUACAUUCCUCUCGAAAUGGGCGCCGGCCGAUGAGCGCGGACGCCUUGUCGGCUAUUGCUAUUCGGGCUCACAGUUUGGCACCGUGGUCAUGCUCUCCGUGAGUGGAUAUAUUGCGUCCUCAUCGCUGGGCUGGCCGAGCAUAUUUUACAUAUCCGGCGGUGCGGGCAUCCUGUGGGCCCUGAUCUGGUUAUAUUUCUGCGCCAGCACGCCAGCACAGCAUGCUACAAUUACGCCCAAUGAACGACGAUACAUUGAGACCUCGGGCCAGCUGCGACGCGCUUCGGAUGCGGGUCGUGAGGAGUUUGAACCACGUCAGAACCUACGCACUCCUUGGUUGAGCAUUUUAACUUCGCUACCAUUCCUAUCCUUGCUUGUGGCCCACUGUGCCAACAACUGGGGAUUCUGGACGCUGCUCACUCAGAUUCCGACGUUUAUGAAGAACGUGCUGGGCAUGGACAUCAAGAACAAUGGACCGCUCUCGGCGUUGCCGUACUUUGUCAUGAUCAUACUCACCUGCGGCUUCAUCUGGUUGUCGGAUGUGCUGAAGCGACGCGGCAGUACAAUGUCCCUAGGUUUUUCGCGCAAGCUCUUCAACUCGCUAGGCAUGUGGCUGCCCAUGUUGGCACUGCUUGGGCUGGGUUUCAUCACAAAAGGAGCGGGCAACGUGAGGCUGGCAAUUGUACUGCUCUGCUUGGCGGUGGCAACCAAUUCCGCUUGCUAUUUGGGCUUCCAUGUGAAUCACAUCGACCUGUCACCCAAUUUCGCUGGCACUUUGAUGGGCAUCACAAACUGUGCAGCGAAUGUGAUGAGUAUUUUAGCGCCGUUGAUCGUUGGACUGAUAGUCAGGGAUGAGACAAAUCCUUCGCAGUGGCGCAUUGUUUUCUACAUCACCUCGUUUGCCUACUUUUUCGGCAACUUGGUAUUCAUCGUCUUUGGACGCUUCAAUGUACAGUCCUGGAAUAGCCCGGGUGCACAGCAAGAGCGCACGCCUAGGGAUGCGACUGGGCAUGUGGAUGUGGAUGGGGAUGAGGAAGCUGAACGGGCGCCUCUAAUUGAUUCCUAAAUAAUCGAAUUUACCAUAUUUGGAGUGAGCGCAUGAAACUGAUGUACCUUAUUGUUGGGUAUUAUAUGGAAUUGAUCGUCGCUAUUUUAUGUUAUACUACAAUAUAGAAACUAUUACAAUUACUAAUUAUACACGACAAAUUAUUAUACACUUAUUGAAUAAAUAUGAAACGCUUUUUAUGUGCUUAUCGAGAAA